GGCGCGGCGGCGGCGGAGGCGGCCCAGGGCUCGCGCCGCUGGGAUGGAGCAGAAGCGCGCCGAGUCCCGGAGGGCACGCAGCUGACGGAGCUGCGCCGCGUUCGCCUCGGCUGCCUCGCGCCUGCCGCCAGAGCUGUCCGCGCCUCCCGGCUCCCACCCCAGCCCACCCGGCGGAGGAGUCGCUACCGGCGCCCGUGCGCUCUGUCCGCAAACUCCUUGCCGCCUGCUGCGGGCUAAGCACCAAACACCAGGCUACCAUGGUCUGCGAGACCCUCUUCGCUCUUUGCAUCUUAACGGCAGGAUGGAGGGUACAGAGUCUGCCUACGUCAGCUCUCUUGCCCAUUUCUCUUCCGGCAAAAAUUACGCCACCGACCACCAUCUGGACUAGCUCUCCAGAAAACGCUGAUGCAGACACUGCCUCCCCAACCAUCGGCACUCACAGCAGCUCGGAGUUCCCAGUUACAGCAUCAGCCCCGACAUCUCUGCUUCCUAAGAACAUUUCCAUAGAGUCCAGAGAAGAGAUCACCAGCCCAGGUUCGAAUUGGGAAGGCACAAACACAGACCCUUCAUCUCCUGGGUUCUCAUCAACAAGCGGUGAAGUCCACUUAACAUCCACACUGGAGGAACACAGCUCAGGCACUCCUGAAGCAGGUGUGGCGGCUACAGUGUCUCAGUCCUCUGCUGAGCCUCCCACACUCAUCUCCCCUCAAGUUCCAGCCUCAUCACCACCCUCAUCCCCAUCAACGUCACCACCUGAGGUUUUUUCUGCCUCCGUCACUACCAACCACAGCUCCACUGUGACCAGCACCCAACCCACUGGAGCUCCAACUACACCAGAGUCCACGACAGAGGAGUCCAACUCUGACCAUGCACCCACUUCACAUGCCACGCCUGAGCCAGUGCCCCAGGAGAAAACACCCCCAACAACUGUGUCGGGCCACGUGAUGUGUGAGCUCAUAGACGCGGAGACCACCACCACCUUUCCCAGGGUGAUCAUGCAGGAAGUAGAACAUGCAUUAAGUUCAGGCAGCAUCGCCGCCAUUACCGUGACAGUCAUUGCUGUGGUGCUGCUGGUGUUUGGAGUUGCAGCCUACCUAAAGAUCAGGCAUUCCUCCUAUGGAAGGCUUUUGGAUGACCACGACUACGGGUCCUGGGGAAACUACAACAACCCCCUGUACGAUGACUCCUAACAACGGAAGAUGGCCCUGGAUGAGGAUUGACUGUUCUUUAUUUAUAAGCGCUUAUCCAGUAGAAUUAAUAAGUACCUGAUGCGCAUUGAACGACAAUCUUCAGCCCUGUUUUGUUGGUAUGGUUGUUUUUGUUUUCCUCCCUCUCCUCUGGCUGCUACAACUUCCCCUUUCUGGUACAAAAAGAACUACUGCUUAAAGGUGAGUGGAGGCUGAUUUGCAGCUGAAAUGGGCCGGCCUUGCACCAGCCAGGCCAGACCACCUUGGUGGAGGCUUCUUCUCCCACUUCAGGACCCACUUUGAGAAGGACCGAGGAAGAGGAUUUGGAUUGUUUUGUCAGGGAUUACUUUCAGGGGAACAUUUCAUUUGUGUUAUUUCUUAAACUUCUAUUUAGGAAAUUACAUUAAAUAUCAAUGAGGGGAAAGGAAAUGAGCUUUAUGAGGAUUUCACCCUGCGUGGGAGAAAGCGGGGUUUUCUCAGAUUCCUUUUUAAUCUGUUUAUCUGGUUGUUUCUGACAGGAUGCUGCCUGAUUGGCUCUACAAGCUGGAAAGCCGCUUCUUAGCUGCCUAAUUAAUGAAAGAUGAAAAUAGGAAGUGCCCUGGAGGAGGCCAGCAGGUUGAAGGGCAGAAUAGCAGGUUGCCAUGGGAUCUCAGUGUGCCCCUACCUGUUCUCCCCUCCAGGCCACCUGUCUCUGUAAAGGAUGUCUGCUCUGUUCAAAAGGCAGCUGGGAUCCCAGCCCACAAGCGAUCAGCAGAGUUGCAUUCCCAAAGAAAAGGGCUAUGAGAUGAGCUGAGUUAUAUAAAGAAAGGGAGAGGCAUGUACAGUGUGGGGAAGUGGAAAAGAAGUGGUAGGGGGAGAGGAGGCUAGCCUGCACUGAGUACCUCAUUAGGGAAAGUGGGAAUCAGCUGUCAAUAAUGGCCAGAGGCAUCCACAGCUUGGAGGAGGCCAGAGACUCUUGGCUUUAUACCCACGCCGCAACUGGUCCACUGCUUUACUGUCGGUUGGAUAAUGGCUGUAAACCUGUUUAAAAACAAAACAAAAAAGAGACACUAGUCUAUCUUCAAUUACUCAGUGAGACAUUUUCAUAGGAAACAGACUAUAAUUAAUUUGUUUAUUCUUCCCAUACACUUACCUUACUAAUUCUUCCCUUUAAUAAAUGAGCACCCCUGGGUAUAUAGGCUUAAAAUCCUGCACAACAAAUUUUGAGAAAGAAUUGUUCCUCUUCAUAGGCAUCCACUUAUUACAAUCAUUCUCAACCAGGAGGUGAUUUUGCCCCCUGCCUCCACCCUAGGACAUUCAAAAAUGUCUGGUGACAUUUUUUGUUGUCAUGACUUGAGGGUGCUACCAGAGGCCAGGAAUGCUGCCAAAUGUUCUACCAUGCACAGCACAACCUGAAACAGCAAAGAAUUACCCACCCGAAAAUAUCAAUAGUGCUGAGAUUGAGAAGCCCUGAUUUAUCACAGUGUCCACUGUGACAGAACAAGACACUCACAGAUUAGGGAUAAGUUUUAUUUUUAACAAAAUGAAAUGAUGUAUUAAGUUUUUAUCUCCAAAGUGUUUAGUUUAUUGGCUGAAGGGUUCUUGGUAUGCAUGGUGACCUUUUUAUUUCUGUGUGCUUCCUAGAGAGCUUUAUUUCAUGUCUACAACUCUUGUCUUCCUGUAACAGCUGAUAUUAGCAAGCAGCAUCUUAUGUCCUGAUGUCAUGUAGUAGAAAACAAACAUGGGGUCUGACUUCCAAAUGUGUUAUCUUGUCCUACAAUGUCAUAAAGAACUUGAAAAUGGACUUUUGUUUGUAAAGUUGGACCUUGCUACCAUGACUGUUUGGCUUACAGGAACUUGACUCUGGGGCGUCCUGUCUCUGGCUGUGGCCUGGCAAACACCGACAUGCAAACCACCCUUGCUUUUCGAUACCCCUCUGGUCUCAGAGACAGUAGGGGUAGUGCCACUUUUUACAACCUGGAGUAAUUCUGAAAAUAUUAUUCCUAAACUCUUUAAGUGCAGACGGAGAAUGAGCAAGCCCCAGAGAUAUUUUACAACCAGAGUGGGUAAUGAGGAAGGGGCUUACUGAAAUUGUGAUAUCUCUGAAUAGUGAAUAAAACACCACCAACCAAAAAAGUGGACCUUCUCAGAUAAAAAAAAAAAAAAAAAAAAAGGGCA
Molecule: messenger RNA, 3344 nt
Organism: Saimiri boliviensis boliviensis (Bolivian squirrel monkey)
Lineage: Eukaryota; Metazoa; Chordata; Mammalia; Primates; Cebidae
Gene: PARM1
Product: prostate androgen-regulated mucin-like protein 1
Cellular component (GO): Golgi apparatus; early endosome; late endosome
Source: RefSeq, a predicted model, not a curated record